AUGAACUCUGCUGCUGCUGCUGCUGCUGCUCCAUUGCGAAUGCUGUCGUGCAGCCGAGCAGCAGCAACAUCGGCAGCAGCAGCAACAGCAGCAGCAGCAACAACGACAGCAGCAGCAGCAGCGUCAAGAGCAGCUCGGGUGCCGGCGUGGAAGCACUACGAAGUGCUGCAGCGCAGAUGCAGCACAACACCAGCAGCAGCACCAGCUGCUUCUGCUGCUGCAAAGCUGCGCCCAACAGGUACAGCAAGACCUAGACACGCUGCAGCAGCAACAGCAGCACAACUGCAACAAUGGUCUGCAGACGGAAACCUUGGCAGCACUAACUGCAGCAGCAGCAGCACCAGCAGCAGCAGCAGCAGAGGAUGUGUCGAGGGUGUGCAGCUGCAGCAGCAGCUGGAGCAGCUGUGCGCUCUCCCUGCUGCUGCGCUUCUGGGUUUCCUGCAGCAGCAGCUGCAGCAGCGGCGUUAUUCUAUGAAGUUGCUGCUGCUGCUUCCCCCGCUGCUGCAGCGUGCUGCUGACACAUACCAGCCAGAAGAACUUGUUGCUGCUGCUGCUCUCACUUCUGCUAUCAGCAGCAACAGACGCUUGGCCCUUCAACACUGCCUUCAGCAGCUGCAGCAGCAGCAGCAGCAGCAGCAGCAGUACGGCGAGCAGCAGCAACAGCAGCAGCAGCAGGCACUGCUGCUGGAAUCUCCUCAGGAGAAGAAAUCGUGCGUUAAGGCAGUGAGGCAGCAGAUUUGCUUGCUGCAGCAGCAGCAGCAGCAAUUGCAGCGCGUGGAGCAGCAGCUAAGCCAAGUCCUUUGCUGCUGCGCCAUGAAGCUUUGCAAGCAGCAGCAGCAGCAGCAGAAGCAGCAGCAGCUAGUGCACGUGCUGCAGCAGCUCCACCGACGAGCCACAGCAGUUUGCUGCUGUCUUGAUGUGCUGCUGCGGCUUCCUUUAGCUGUUGCAGAGGCUCAUGCUGCAGCACGAAGUGUUGCUGCUGCUGCUGCAGCAACACUGCAGCAGUUCGCGGCUGCUGGGGAAUACGAAUUUGAAGCCAGUGGUGCUGCUGCUGCUGCACCUGCUUGGCAGCAGCAGCAGCAGCAGCUGCUGCAGCAGCUUCCUCUUUUCUUAGGAAGACUGAUUGAGGCGUGUCUAUCAGGGCCUUUAGCGGAAGCCGUCAGUAGCAGCAGCAGCAGCAGCAACAGCACCAGCAGCGGCAACAGCAACAACAGAAACAGCAGCACCCUGGGUGAACAAAGGCAUCUCGCUGCUGCUGCUGCUGGGGCAGCUGCAGGCCUUCUCUCGCUGCAGCAUCGCGUCGCUGCUGCUGCUGCUGCGGCUGCUGCUGUUUCCCAACGAUCACCAACCGCGGAGCAGCAACAACAGCAGCAGCAACAGCAGCACCAGCUAGCGGAGAGCUGGGUGAAGCAGCAAGCGGAAUCAGCAGAACAGCUUAACAGCAGCAGCAGCGCCGACAGCAGCAGCAGCAGCAGCAGCAACGAGGUGUGGGGCAUGAGGGAGACAUAUCGCCUGUUGGCGCUUACCUUUAAAGAGGCAGCUAAAACACAGGCUGACUUGUGGGGCCCGUUGAAGACUGUCUGCUGCAGCUUUGCUGCUCUACCUACUGCUGCUGCUGCUGCUGCUGCUGACGAUAUCUCCUGCUGCAGCAGUACUGUCAGUCUCUGGCUCGCUAUCGUUGCUGCGGCAACGCCAGCAGCAGCAACAGCAACGGCAACAGCAACAGCAGCAUCAGCAGCAGCAGCAGCAGCAACAGCAGCAGCAACAACAGCAACAUCAACAGCAGCAGCAACAGCAACAGCAGCAGCAACAACAACAGCAACAUCAACAGCAGCAGCAAGUGGGGAAACGGUUUACUUGGGCAAAAGGGAUGCCUUCGAGGCUCUUGCUGCGGCACCCAGCAGCAGCAGCAACAGCAGCAACAGCAGCAACAGCAGCAACAGCAGCAACACCAGCAGCAGCAGCAACAACAACAACAUGUGUGAGUCGGAGGACGCCUCUCUCAUUGGUAGAGGGCGCAGGCGUCGUCCGUUUGCUGCUCCUUCUGUUGAGGCAGCAGCAGCAGCAGCAGCAGCGCCAGCAUCAGCAGCAGCAGCAACAGCAGGGGCAGCAGCAGCAGCUCUGCCCAGUCGCUUUGCCGCUGCUGCUUCUCGUGGUUUUGCUUCUGCAUUGUUUGCUGCAGAAUUGCUGCUGCUGCGCUCUCUCCUGAGGGCAGCAGAAGCAGCUGCAGGGACACAGCAGCAGCAGCCGCAGAAGCAACCGCUGCAGCAGCAGCAGCAGCAACUACAGCAACAGGCGCUGCAGCGCCAGCUGCAGCAGAUGUCUACUCGAGUCUUAUCUCAACUGCUGCAGGCGGCAGCUGAACUGCAGCAGGCAGCAGAAGCCCUGAGCCCCCCCGCAGCAGCAGCAGCAGCAGCAGGAGUUGCAGUAGAAGACAUUGCUGCUUUUGCUGCUGCUGCUGUUGCCGCUGCAAUGCCUGAGUGCUGGCGCUGCUCCCCCCGCGAUGUGCUGCGGAUGCUCCGGAGUGUAGAGCGGCUGCUGCUGCUCUCCACAAAGCAACAGCAGCAGCAACAGCAGCAGCAGCAGCAGCAGCAAAGGCAGAGGCAAAAUACCUUGCCGCGUGACAGCAGUAACAGCUGCUCAGGCAGCAGCAGGAGCAGCAGCAGCAGCAAACUCGUGUUGCAGCCGCAGCUUCUGUUGUUUUUUGGGGGGCUUUUGAUGCGGUCCCUGCAGGCAGCAGCUCGUCGGCUGGAGCAGCGGCAGCAGCAGCAGCGACGUCGCAGCAGCAGCAGCAGCAGCAGCAGCAGCAGCGCUGCGGAUGCUCUGGACUCGCCGCAGAGGUCUCCUGAAGUUUUGCUGCUGCCUCUUGAUGCAGCAGAAGCAAACGAAAUUAUAUCCCUAGCGAGUCGCUUACAACUGGAGGCGCAGCUGCCUGCUGCAGUGAGACAUACAGCAGCAGCAGCAAGAUCGACCGCAACAGCAGAAGCAGCAGCAGCAACAACAACAAACUUAGACGAGGUGACGCAGCCGCUGGCUGCAGCACGAACAUCAUUUCAAGGCCAGCAGAUGGACCGGCAGCAGCAGCAGCAGCAGCAGCAGGAACAGCAGCAGCAGCAGCUGGAGAGUAAGGGUUCAUUCUGUGCGCAAAUGAGGCUGCAGCAAGUUGCAUGUACACUCCAAGGAGGUGCUGGAAAUGAAGCAGCAGCAGCAGCAGCAGCAGCAACAGCAAAACGGCUGGCUGCUUUAGGGCAUCGGCUCUCUUCCCUCGAUGAAGCAACGGCUGCAGCUACACACAAUAGCAGCAGCAGCAGCAGCAGCAGCAGCAGCAGAUCAAGACCUGUCUUCAGACGCGCUGGGCAGGGAGGGAGUAGGGUUGAGCAGGAGAAGCUGCAGCAGCAACAGCAGCAGCAGCAGGAAGGACGUCUGCAGCGUGCAGCUGCGGCUGCUGUACCAACAACAGCAGCAGCAGCAGCAACAGCAGCAGCAGCAGAAGACUCAGCUCGCGUGCUGCGGCUGCUUACAGAGGCCCUGAAGGAUGGGCCUGGGGGAGAUCGCUACGGUGUCUGGGCAGCAGAAGCAACAGCAGCAGCAACAGCAGCAGCAACAGCAGCAGCAGCAGCAGCAGCUCCCCUGCAGCAGAAUCAAAACCAUGAAAAGCAAACCAUCCCAAAGAAACUCAUGAGCGGCAAACCUCGCAACAGCAACAGCAACACGAAGCCUUGCAGAAGCAGCAGCAGCAGCAGCAGCAGCGGAAGCAGCAGCAGUGGUGGGGAUCGAACAGCAAAGCAGCAGCUGCAGCAGCAACUGCUGCAGCGCGAGAGAAUGAGGAAAGCGUUUGCUGCGGAAUGA
This is a messenger RNA of Eimeria acervulina, 3849 nucleotides long. RefSeq lists its product as hypothetical. Lineage: Eukaryota; Apicomplexa; Conoidasida; Eucoccidiorida; Eimeriidae. The coding region runs from base 1 to 3849 and encodes 1282 amino acids. The transcript is spliced from 4 exons. The record is from RefSeq and is a predicted model, not a curated record.